AUGGUAAAGGAAUUCAACACCCAAACAGAGCUUAGUGUGAGAUUGGAAGCCCUCUGGGCAGUGCUGUCCAAGGAUUUCAUAAUCGUGGUUCCAAAGGUACUCCCUCAUAUUGUGAAAGAUGUGCAACUGAUUGAAGGUGAUGGAGGGGUUGGUACGAUCCUCAUCUUUAACUUUUUGUCUGAUGUGUCCCCAAGUUACCAGAGGGAGAAGAUCACAGAGUUUGAUGAGAGUUCACAUGAAAUAGGGUUGCAAGUGAUUGAAGGAGGUUAUCUGGCUCAAGGAUUGUCUUACUACAAGACAACUUUUCAACUCUCUGCAAUAGGAGAGGAUAAGACUUUGGUCAACAUCAAAAUCUCUUAUGAUCAUGAAUCCGACAUAGAAGAAAAAGUCAAACCCACCGAAACAUCACAGUCCACUUUAUUCUAUCUUAGACGCCUCGAAAUAUACCUGAAUAGCUCUGCUUGA
Sphenostylis stenocarpa is the source of this 465-nucleotide messenger RNA. The record is from the annotation of a GenBank genome assembly. NCBI's taxonomy places the organism in Eukaryota, Viridiplantae, Streptophyta, Magnoliopsida, Fabales, Fabaceae.